AUGAAAACUCCCAAAAUUUUGAAGAUAUCGAUGAAUGUAAAAGAGGUAUUUCAGGUUGUUCCCAAAUUAUGUGAAAAUACUAUGGGUUCAUUCUUAUGUUCUUGCGAACCAGGCUAUACUUUAGAUGCCGAUAAAAAGGGUUGCAAUGAUAUUAAUGAAUGUAUUGAUGGUGGUUGCUAUGAACAAACAUGUAAUAAUUUAAUGGGUUCUUGA
Molecule: messenger RNA, 213 nt
Organism: Dictyostelium purpureum
Lineage: Eukaryota; Evosea; Eumycetozoa; Dictyosteliales; Dictyosteliaceae
Exons: 2
Coding region: 1-213 (70 amino acids)
Source: RefSeq, a predicted model, not a curated record